AGGAUCCUAGGAAAGCAUUUUGUAGUUCUUUGAUUAGGAUUUGGGCUAAACACCAAUCUUUCCGUUAACGAAAUUGACCAAUAGCCCAGCUUACCCGCCAAAAAAAGAAAUCUAUCGUCUUUACAUGAACUGUGAUGCGUGUGUACAUAUAGAGAGAGAGUGGCAAAGUUUUCUGCUUACGUGAAGUUCCAAAAUGCUUGCUUUCCUUUUGGGUGUAGCUUUCUGAAUCCAAGAAAUACUUUUUCAUUGAUCUAGUUACUCUAAGCUCGAUAUAGAUAUGAACGUUCUCUCUUCCGGGUUACAUUCAUUAUUCAAGAAAAACUACCCAUUACAAUUCAUCAAACUUCAUUGUUCGUCUUUCUCUAACUUAACUGUAGAAAAAACACUCUUCCAUUCGCGAGAGAAUUUUGCUUUUCAUUUGGAGAACUGUUCAGAUAUAGUUUCUCUGAGAAAGCUUCAUGCUUGCAUUUUCACUUCUGGGCUCCAAAACAACAUCUUUUUGGGCUCUAAGCUUCUCAAUUGCUAUGCCAAGUUUGGCUUCUUGACUGAAUCUAGAUGGGUAUCUGAUAAGAUCAUCAAUAACAAUCUCUCUCUUUGGAAUUCAAUUCUUGUUGGGUAUUUUAGAGCUGGUCAAUUCAGUGAAGUUCUUAGGCGAUAUUUAGAUUUAAGAAAGAGAAAGAUUGGUGUGGAUAGUUCAGCCAUUACUUUUGCAUUGAAGAGUUGUAUUGAGUCGGGGAAUUUAGAAUUUGGAAGAGUGAUUCAUGUGGAUGCUUUCAAAUUUGGUUGGAAUGUUGACCAAUUUGUGGGUUCAUCACUCAUUGGGUUGUAUUCUGAAUAUGGUGAUAUUGAUGAUGCAUCUAAAGUGCUCGAUGAAAUAACUGAGAGAGACAUUGUUGCUUAUACGUCAAUGAUUACAGGGUAUGCCAAUGUUGGUGAUCACCGUGCCUAUGAGGCUUUUAGAAUUGCUCGUCGUAUGCAGGAGGAAGAACUCUGUCCUAAUCGAGUGACUUUAGUGAGCUUACUUCAGGCGGCGGCACACUUAGAAGCCCUGGAAGAGGGUCGGUCUCUCCAUGGCUAUGCUAUUAGAAGAGAUAUUGGAUGUUCAGAUGAAGUUUUUGAAACAAGUCUAAUGGACAUGUAUAUCAAGUGCGGAGCCACAGAUACUGCAGCCUCAAUUUUUGGCAAAAUGAGCACAAAAAGUGUUGGUUCUUGGAAUGCAUUGAUUGCUGGGCAUCUUCAAAUGGGGCAGCCAUUAAAAGCUUUGGACCUUUUCUUUAAAUUGGUGCAAGAGGAGGUGAAGCCUGAUUUGAUUACUUUAGCGAAUGGGAUUUUGAGUUGUGCUGAUUUGGAGUGUUUGUGUAUAGGCAAGAGUAUCCAUUGUUACAUGAUUCGAAGUGGAAUUCAGCUCGAUCUAGUUGCUGCCACAGCUCUAAUCGAUAUGUACUCGAAAUGCAACAACUUAAUACAGGCCAGGAAAGUCUUUACGGGAAUGGAGGAAAAGGAUGUUGUUUCACUUAAUGUGAUGAUGGCAGGUUAUCUUCAAAAUGAAUUUGCUUGUGAGGCGAUAAGGACAUUAUAUGAAAUGAUUGGAACAGGUAUUAAACCAAAUGCUAGUACUAUUUUAAGUAUACUUUCUGCCUUGUCUGAUAUGAAAGACGCGAGUCAUGGCAGAUGUGUUCAUGGAUAUGUAUUCAGACAUGGGUUCGAAUUGAACAUUGAAAUAUCAAAUCAACUCAUUCACAUGUACGCAAAGUGUGGGUGUAUAGACUUUUCAAGGCAAGUCUUCAACAGGACAAAUUACAGGGACUUGGUGUCAUGGACAUCAAUGAUGAUGGGCUAUGUAUCUCAUGGGCGUGCUGAUGAAGCCAUAGCCUUUUUUCGUCUGAUGCAAAGAGAUAAAGUAAACCCUGACUCCCUCACUUUAGUUAGCCUGCUUAAGGCGUUUUCUCAGGUUGGAUGUCUAAAUCUGGCGAAGGAAGUUCAUUGUCAUAUAUAUCGGGUUUCUAUGGAGACUGAGAUGCCCGUUGUCAAUUCUCUGGUUACUACUUACGGCAAAUGUGGAAAAUUGAACUUGGCUAGAAAUCUGUUUGAACACAUGACUGGUCGGUGUUUGACAUCAUGGAACACGAUGCUAGCUGCAUAUGGGAUGCAUGGGGAUUAUAGCGAGGCACUUAAAUUGUUUGACCAAAUGAAAAAGGAAAACGUUGCACCAAAUGAGGUGACUUUCAUGUCUAUACUCUCUGCUUGCAGCCAUUCAGGCUUGGUUGAAGAGGGCCUGCAUAUUUUCAGGUCCAUGAAAGAAGAAUAUUCUUUAGUUCCUUGUGAAGAGCAUUAUGGUUGUAUAGUUGAUUUAUUAAGCCGAGCAGGGAAGAUUGAAGAAGCGUAUGAUCUUCUGAAAUGCCUGCCAUCAAGACAUAGUGCUUCUGCAUUGGGCUCCUUGCUUGCUGCUUGUAGAGUUUACGAAAAUAAUGAAAUGGGGGAGGUGAUAGGAAGGAGACUCCUAGAUUUAGAGCCUGAGAACCCAAGUGUGUAUGGUUUGAUGUCAAAUAUAUAUGCAGAAGGUGGAAAAUGGGAUGAAGUGGCGCGAAUUAGAGCCAUGGCACAAGGGAGAGGCUUGAAAAGGACUCCUGGAUAUAGCCUGAUAGACUUAGAUAAGCAGCUGCAAGGAUCAAAUGGAAAUUGACCGGAGAUAAUCAAUAGGAAGAUUAUCAUCAAGGUCAAGUUCGUACUGUCUGGAUAACUGACUGAUGCAGAUAUACGGAGAUGUGAACAGGUGGGCAGCUACAAAUAUUGUGAGGACCAUCGCAUUAUAUAAUACGAGGAAGCCAUCAUCCUAGUCAGCUGGAUUAGACUUUUGUAUGUAUCUCUAUCUUACCUCCACCUGAGUGCAUUGCCAAUAUGCUUCGUUUGUAUGUAGAAUACUUGAAUACUGCACAAACAAUGUCAAUUUUUCAAUCUUUCUUGUUUGAUAAAAUUUCUGGAAAUGUUGCCCAACUUUUUUCAUGGUUUUAGAGUGACCAAUUGUAGCGUGCUCUCUAAUU
This is a messenger RNA of Cornus florida, 3041 nucleotides long. Its product is annotated as pentatricopeptide repeat-containing protein At3g03580-like. Gene Ontology annotation, biological process: RNA modification. The transcript is spliced from 2 exons. Gene Ontology annotation, molecular function: RNA binding; protein binding. The coding region runs from base 278 to 2683 and encodes 801 amino acids. Lineage: Eukaryota; Viridiplantae; Streptophyta; Magnoliopsida; Cornales; Cornaceae. The record is from RefSeq and is a predicted model, not a curated record.